Messenger RNA from Daldinia caldariorum, 1923 nucleotides. RefSeq names its product PLC-like phosphodiesterase. The record is from RefSeq and is a predicted model, not a curated record. Gene Ontology annotation, biological process: lipid metabolic process. Gene Ontology annotation, molecular function: phosphoric diester hydrolase activity. The coding region runs from base 354 to 1700 and encodes 448 amino acids. NCBI's taxonomy places the organism in Eukaryota, Fungi, Ascomycota, Sordariomycetes, Xylariales, Hypoxylaceae. The transcript has a single exon.
AGCGGUCAUCAUGAUUAAAGAUGGAUCUGCCAGAUCUGUACGACACAGCACAGCCCAAACCCGGCUAGGCAUCAAUAUAAGAUUUCAUCUCUAGGUGGUAAAAGGGGAUGCCCCCGGGUCGGGUCCAAUCAACCCAUUUAGUCCAGACUUUUAAACACGCUGUAAACGCGGAGUAGCAUGGUAGUGAACCGGCAAGUCGUCAAGCCUCAAGUGGGAGAGAAUUAAACUUGAAACCUACCUCAUAGGUACCUACAUACGUGCCUGCGCUCAGGCUCACCGCUGCUCAUCUAACAAGCGUCACGGUUGCGCAGGGCGAUAAUUCAUCUAUUCUUCCCCCCCCCCUUCUUUCAACCAUGCGGUGUCCGCGGCUCAUCCUCGCGCUAACAUGCUCCGCGGCGGCGACGGCAUCCUUAGCUUCCGCGGACCCGAGCGGCGGCGGUGCUGCGACCCUCGGACAGCUCGCGCUGCAGAAAGUCCUGCGGGACAGUCGAGACGUGUUCGGCGCGGAAGACGACGAUAACGAAAAGUCGUCGGCGCCGCACCCGUACGCGGACUGGAUGGCCCGCGUCCCGGACGACACGCCCCUCGCGCGUCUGAGCAUCCCCGGCGCCCACGACGCCGCGACGUGGAAUUACACGCAGGCGACGCAGGAUGCGCUGGCGUGCUUGACUUACUCCUGCCACUCUAACCCCUCCUCCUCCUCCUCCUCCUCCUCCUGCUCCUCCUGCUCCCCUUCCUGCUGCAACGGCAACGGGUCUUCCGACCUCCUCCUCCUCCCCAUUCCUCCCGCGCAGGUCUUCCGCACGCAGCGGCGCAGCAUCGCGGCCGCGCUGGACGCCGGGGUGCGGUUCUUCGACCUGCGGUUCGCGGGGGACGGGCUGGGGCAGCAGGGCCGGGGGCUCGCGUUCUGGCACGGGGCGGCGUUGCUGUCGGCGCGGGCGGACGUCGAGGGCGUGAUGCUCGCGGUUUACGCGUGGUUGGAGCGGCGGCCGAGCGAGAGCGUGUUGUUGAGCUUUCAGUAUGAGGGAGGGGGUGGUGGUGGGGCAGGGUUUGACGAGGGGGUGCAGGGGAUGUUAAAGCGGGUGUUGGGGUCGGAGGGCGCGAGCAGGUACGUGAGACGCGGGAGGGGGAGGUUGGGGAGUAUGGGGGAGAGUAGGGGGAAGAUAGUGCUGCUGAAAAGGUUUGAUAUGGAUGGUGAUGAGGAUGACGAUGAGGAUGGCGAGAAGGCGGGAGGACUGCCGGGACUGCAUCUAAGUCCCGCGAAGUGGCCGGAUAACAACCCCUCCGGGUUCGAACUGGUGUACAACGCGACGAGCGGCGAGAGGGCGUGUAUAGAGGAUUAUUACGGGCCUGCUACUGCUGGGGCGAAUUCGUCUGUUGCGGAGAUCGUGCGGGCGAAAAUGGCGGCGGUGAAAGCGCAUCUGGAGAAAGCAGCAGCUGCUACUACUGCUACUAGUACUACGGAGGAGGAAGAUAGCUUGUUCAUCACGUUUGCGUCGGGCAAGCGUAAUGCUAACGUCCCGCCUGUGUUCCCCGAGACGAUGGCGCUGGGAAACGGGACGGAUGUCACGCCGGACGGGGGCGUGAAUCACCAGUUAGCCGCGCUGCUGCGGGAGAUGCGCGGGAGGAGGCUGGGCAUCGUGGUUGUGGAUUUCUUUGACGAGCCUGGUGAUUUGGUCGAGCUUAUACUAGGUUCUUAGAUUCUUUGACGGACUUGAUGAGCUAGUUGGCUAGUGCUAAUAGCAUAUACAUCUACAGUCAACUUGAUGGCCGUUUGACUUGGAGCUUUGCAAUGAAGGCUAGGUAGCUAUAUGAUAUGGUAAAUACAAGGUAGUUACAAAAACUAUCCACAAAAUUACAGGAGGCUUCUAUGAAAUCUACCCGAUCUUCAAGUAGUGGGAAUAGAAAUAAUUGACUUCUCUG